Molecule: messenger RNA, 258 nt
Organism: Orycteropus afer afer
Lineage: Eukaryota; Metazoa; Chordata; Mammalia; Tubulidentata; Orycteropodidae
Gene: TMEM254
Product: transmembrane protein 254
Source: RefSeq, a predicted model, not a curated record
AUGGCGACUGCAGCAGGAGAAACGGCCUACUUCCAGAGGGGCAGUCUGUUCUGGUUCACAGUGAUCACCCUCUCCUUUGUGUACUACACGUGGGUUGUCUUCUGGCCUCAGAGCAUCCCCUAUCAGAGCCUCGGUCCCCUGGGACUCUUCACUCAGUACUUGGUGGACCACCAUCAGACCCUUAUACAAAAUGGGUAUUGGCUUGCCUGGCUGAUUCAUGUUGGAGAGUCAUUGUAUGCCCUGGUAUUAUGCAAGUGA